Trypanosoma cruzi is the source of this 4104-nucleotide messenger RNA. RefSeq lists its product as uncharacterized. The transcript has a single exon. Gene Ontology annotation, molecular function: protein binding. The record is from RefSeq and is a predicted model, not a curated record. Lineage: Eukaryota; Euglenozoa; Kinetoplastea; Trypanosomatida; Trypanosomatidae. The coding region runs from base 1 to 4104 and encodes 1367 amino acids.
AUGACGCACAUCGCAACCCAAAAGAAAGAACCUGAGGGGAUAUCAUUAGAGAUGUUGAAUCCCGGCGCCCGACCGUGGUACCCAUCAUGUGAUGGGGCGCUUGGUGUGCAUGUGCCGCCAGUGCGUCGGCAGAAUGAUCCGUACCAAUUUACCGCUGUGCAUCGGCCGCCCACACCGCUCUGCGGUGACAUGGAUCUCAAUACCAUCCAGCUCGAUGCACUCGGCAGCGCUGUGGCUCCCGCGACUCCUGCACCCGCGACGCCAUUGAGGAAAGGACCAUAUCGCAGCACAAUGCUUCUGGAACAAGACGUUACUGCGAUCUUUGAUUUGUGCAGGAAGAAGCAGCCGUGGAAUAAAAACGGAUGGAUGCCGGGCUCUGGAACGCUGCGCGUUAGCUCAGGCACACUCUCGUCGCUGGAGUCACAGGGCGACUCACAGGAAAUCCUCUUGACACAGGAGGAGACGUGUUGCAGAGCGGCAUCACGCACAGUGACGCCCAAAGUAUCCAUUCCUCUUCCCCGUUCUCAACGGAUUGCCGAGCUUCGCCCAAACAAAAUUGCUGCUCCGAGGGUUUUCACCCCUUCGGAUCCGCCAACGGCGUUAGCGACAGCAAAUGCAAAUAAAACACCGACAACACCAGCAAAGCAUAUUAUCACCAAUAACGUGAUCAAACCCACCACAGUGACUUCGAAUAUGGAUGAAAAUAAUAAAAAUAAUACGGAUAAUAAGCGCCCUGCAUUCAAAAAGGAUGCUGUUUAUGAUUCUGAUGAUGAUGAUGAUGAUGGGGCCGAAAAUCAUGAAAACGGGAAUAAUACCCAAAGCAGUUCUAAUGAAGCCGUUCAAAACAGGAUACACGAGGAAGGUUCAAAGCCGCAGCCGCCGUUUUCUCCACUGUCGGGAUCUGUUACUUUUACAAAGAAGUCUAAACCAAAGACAAAGCGUGAUGAAAAGUGGACGAUUGUGCAGGGGAAAACGGGCACCGAUUCCGCCGGGGCGGCGGCGGUGGCAUCACUGAAGAAGUCUGCUUCAUUGACAAUUCCUGGGAAGGUGCGGGAGAAUGGGGCCGUCGUACGACUUCCAGGCUGGCAAACAGCGGAAAAAGGAAAGAGCAAACAGUGCCAACAACAACAACAGCAGCAGCAGCAGCAUAGGGAGAAGGAGGAUGGGGACGCCGGAAAAGAUGAGGUGAUCAUUGAGGCAAAGGCAAAACGUUCACGGGAUUCACGUCGCACGAAGGGGGAGAGCAGCGAUGAAGAAUUACUGGAGGGUCUUGUGAUUGGCGUGGCGCCUUCUGCCACAACAGUUGGUGCCACUGCAGCAGCGACAGCAGCAUCCACCAAUCAAGGUGCUCUUUCCACCGCUAGCGAAGGGCCCCCUGCAGCAUUUGCUAUUAUGGGAGUUCCGCUUGCUAGCAUCACGCGGAGUGAGCAACUUUUGCCUUCGUCACAGGUGAGCAUGCGACAAAAGAAUGCCCACCGAAAUUUCCUUCGCUCUUUGACCGUAUCCGAGGCGUCAAAUGUAAAGACGCUCUUGUUGCAGCGUGCGCUGCGACUUUUACCUGAGUCCAGCUACCACCAGUGCCCAGGAUUGGUCUGUGCGAUCCUUCUCGAGACGGGUGAUAGCUGCGUUGACGUGGAAAAGAGCCUGCAGACCUGUUACAAGGCUCUUCAUCUCGCGGAGAAACAAAAGCUUGACCUGUUUGAAAUGCUGUCCCGUCUCGCUAUUACGCGUACCUUUGCCCGUGUCAUUGACACCAUGGAUGCACGCAUCAACCUGACACGUGCGGCAACGAUUGCUAUUGCCAAGAAUGAAAAGGCUGCGCUUGGCUGGAUCGCGAUGCAAAUGGGCGUGACACUCGAAAUUACUGGCCUGUUUCCCGAGUCCCUUGCCUGGUACGAGGUGGCGGAUCAUCUUGCUCGAGCCACCGAGCAGCCUCAAUUGCUUUGCGAUAUUUAUUGCUGUCAGAGCAUUGCCUUCUCGGCAAUUGGUGAGCUGGAACGGGCACAGCAGGCCUACGAAUCAUCGCGUGCACUUCUUCCACUUAUUCCGCGUCAUCGUCACCAACGACCACUGCAGAACUAUGCCCAGCUGAAAUGCCAGCUGGGUGAUAUGCUAUCUGCUUUGAGUUUGCAGGAGACCGAGCUCGAGAUUGCCAAGGAAUUUGGAGACACACGCGCGACAUCGCGUUGCAUGGGUGCCAUUGCCUUGACGAAACGCUUUCUUGGCCGCUACGAUGAGGCUGCUGAAAACUACAUGGAGGAACUUUCCGUAUACAACGCUCAAGAUCCAAGACAGACGAUUGAAUCUCUGACGGGUGCGGCUGUUUGCUGGCGGUUGGGCGGCCACCUACAAAAGGCGUAUGACUACUGUAUAAGGGCGCUACGGCAAGCACAACAAUGUCAGGACUUAACGACGCUUGCGAAGGCGUUAGUGGAACUGGCUGAGGCAGAGUUAAGCCUCAACCUAUUGGAUAAGGCACAACAACACCUGCACGAGUCUCUGGCAACUGUCGCGCGUGUUGAUGAGGCGGAACUGAAACAAUACCUGGUGAAGGCAGCUCUUUGUGAAGUGGAGUGGCGCUGCUGCAGCAUUUUGGAACAGGUACACUUUCGAAAGAAUGAGGCUUUUGAGGCCCUUCAAUGCUCCGAUCGUUGCCACGUACCGAAUACUGCUCAAGUGACCCGUUUGCUAAUGCGCCGACAACGGCGAGCGGGUGUGUUUUCAGAGACAAAGGACGCAGAGCUUGUCAGCCGAAGUGCCGUCGAAGGGCUUUUGAGGAGUCCGAUGAUGCGUGGAUGGCGAAUAGUGUGUUACUCGCUUCCGUGGAACGAGGGGCUGGACUUUAUGGCGUAUGUCCUAGGCCUGGAUGGCGAUGGAAAACUGACUUGUGUGGGAAUUCCUUUAACCUUGCAGGAAGAGAUAAUUGCCUUUAUGUGUGCCCCUAACGCCAUUUCAAAGCUGCUGGACGCGCCCAUGUACACGGAGGAUGGGGUACGCAUAUACGGGGACACCCCGCUCUGGCCGCAGCUUUACUCAAAAGUGGCUUUUGAUUUUUCCCAGUCUCCAGAGAAUGCUGAGCGUGUGAAGUCACUUGAAACCGAUGAAUUUUAUUGCUUGAAACUCUUACACGACAGCUUCAUUAAACCCUUGGAAGUGAAACUGGGCGACGCUAGUGGGCUGAUGUUUGUUGGCGACGGCGUUUUCAGCCGUCUGCCAUUUCACGCCUUUUAUGAUGGGCAGCGAUACCUUGCGGAGCGCUUCUGCACAAGCAUGUGUUGCUCCAUGGCGCUUCUUUGCACGCACUUUGCAGACGCGAUGGCGAUGGAAGGGAAGGAAAAGGAGGCCAGGCGAUGCACCGUUGUUGACGACGCCGCGCACUCCUCAGUGUUGUUGGACGCAUACCUCGCCAAGGCAGCUGAAGAGGGCGUCUGCGUGCGUCGUGUGGUGAUAGACGAGGACCUCGCAGCGUCGGGCGUGGAAACGACGCGUGAUGAGCAGCUGGGCGAGGAGACCCGGAGGAUUGGCGAUGCUCAUGACGGUGAGGAUGAAAAGGACGAGUUGCCAUCGGAGGACCCGGAUAUCGCCGCGACGCAGCGGCUUCUUUCCGCUUUGCACCGCCGCGGGAAGGUACGGGGUGUUCGUAACGCUCUCUACCGUGCGGUGCACGAGGAGGCCGCGGAGGGUGGUGUGCUCGAGAUACGACUUCGGGCAAUGCCGGAGGUACGGGAGGAUUACUGUGGCAUGUUCGUUGGAGCCUCGAGUGAUGUCAUUGCGAGCCAGUCAAGUGAAAUCGCCAACACGUGGGAAAUGCGCCCGUACGCACUCGUUAUUUGCACCGGUGUUGGGACUUACAGCGGGUUGUCCAUCCAUGAGACCGGCAUCCCCGUGUACCGCUCGUUGCAGUACGCGGGGGCGUGCCGCAUGUUGAUCGCCAUCAACAGCCGUCUGCCGACGAGCGAUCGUGUCGCAGCGGCGGCAGUGACCGCCUCCAUGGCGAGCGGGUGCAGUGUGGCUGCCUCUGUUCGGGAUGCAUACCUGCAAUGUAUCGCCGACCGCACACCUUUGGAGGAGUGGGCCGCCUUCUCCCUCCUCGGUCUGCCGUGA